AUGGUGAGUCAUGCCGACGAUGGCAGGCAGUCAAGAAGAAGUUCAGUUGCGAAGGUGCCGUCCGACGGCCUUUCAGAUGGCUCCACUCACGAUGGACAUCGGUCGCGGCAGAGCAAGACGUCCCAAGAGUUCACAUGUCUGGAGGCGUUUGCGAAUCCCAAGCGCGAGAAUUGGUGCGAUGUCCGCGACGACGAUAGCGACGGCGACGACCAAGACUUGUGGCUGUCCGCCUCGCCCUUCAAAGAGCCGACCACUGAAGCUCCAGCCACACCGAGCCGCCAUCGGCCGGCCCCGCGACGGCGCAGCAAGCGCGACUCGCCCAGGGAGGAGAUCCAACACAGCCAAGGCAGACCCGAGGCCGUGCAGCAACCAGCUCAGAUCCCUGGCUCCGUGGUCACCAUCGCAGACAUCGGGCUUCCGUGCGGUGCUCCGCCGGCGCCGGCGCCUUGCGGCGCCUGCGGCGCCACAAGCGCCGCCGCGAAGGCCAUGCCGACUCCUCCGAUGUGGCCAGGCAUCAUGAGUACAUCUCCCAUCGAGCAGCCAAGGCCUGCCGUCUUCUUGCCCUGCGGAGCUAUAGGUGCUUCUGGUGGUCCGCCUGCCCGUUCUCCCAUGAAUGGCGGUUCCCUCCCUGUUGGCUCUCCCACGGGCGACGCCUCCACCAGGGCCAUCUACUCUGGAUCGCCCACAUUCAUGGGGCCACCAAUGACACCCAUGACACCUGUAGACCCGUCGCUCCGACCGGCCCAGUGGCCGGACGCUUCGCCUGUGUAUCAACCGUGUGCUUGGCCUUGGCCGCCUGCCGGCGUUCAACCUCAACCCGGCAUGGCGCCCAUGGCGCCCAUGGCGCCAGCGGGUGUCGCAUUGGUGCUUGCGUUGCUGUCUUGCAUCAACAGUGGCACCGGAGAGAGAUCUUUUGCAAUGGCGGACGAUGAGAAAGGCAGUGGGGCAUGGAGCAAGGUGCCCACAUGGGAUGGUGAUCCAAAGAGUUGGCGGUCAUUUCAACGUGAGAUGGAAUGGUGGUUGGAAUCCUUGGAUGUCAAUGCAACUACGAAGUAUAACUUAGCUGCAAGAUGGCUCCUUCGGCAGAGUGGCAUAGUAAGGCAAAGAGGUGAGGAGUUCACACCCAGUGAGCUUGCCCAUCAACCUGAGGAGAAAGCCAUAGACCCUGAGACUGGUGAUGAAUAUGUGGUGGUUCAGGCAGAUCCUUUAAAGGGCAUGCGAAAACUGUUGAAAGCCUUGGAGUCCAUCAACGGAAAGACAGUGCUUGACAAGAGAGGAGAUUUGCGCAACUCCUUCUACUUGGAACUUCGUCGGAAACCCGGCGAGCGCAUUUCUGAGUUUUGCACAAGGUUCAGAUCAGCAGUGGCAGAUUUGAGAAUGGAAGGGGUGACUUUGCCCUCGGGAGAGCUUGGAUGGUUUCUCAAACAAAAGUUGGGUUUGGACGCCAUUAGAACCCAACUCCUUGAGACUGCGCUUCAGGGGAAAGAAUCCUAUGAAGAGACUGAGGUGGAAGUGCUGAGGUUGUUUCGUGACUUGCAUGUCUCAGACCCUUUGCAACGACGUGCAGUGGAACAGCAGAAGAACCCAGUUUUUAGGCGUUUUCUGUCUCAGCAGUCAGGUCCACCAAGCAGAAGUUCAUAUGCACCGUCCUCAGCAGCUGCUUCAAUGUCUUCAGGUGGUUCAAGCCGAUCCUUUGCAACUUCGGCAUCCCGGCAUUCGACAUAUCGAAAGCCUUUUAGCAAUCCUCCUCGUCAAGCACAUGUGACCGAGACUGAAGAUGACGAGGUGCCUGAAGAUGAAGAGGAGAUGAUUCCGGAGAAUGAGAAUGGUGGCAACAACCUUGAAGAGGUGCUUCAAGCUGAAGCUGAGAUUCUGGCAUCAGAGAUCGAAGAAGCCUUGGAGGAUGGCAUUGAUGCCAGCUUGGUCCAAGACAUGGAGGAGACGGUGGAGUCUGCUGCAGAAGCCUUGGUGACGAUGCGUGAAGCCCGUCACAAGCUGGCUGAGGUGAAGAAAGACAGAGGCUAUGGCAAGGUGUCUCCUACAGGCACUUCAACGACUUCUACCAAAGCGAAAGUAGAUGCCAAGAAGUCGUCGGGGAAAUAUCCCUGUUUUGACUGUGGAAAAGUUGGGCAUUGGGCAGGAGACUCAAGCUGCUCGAGUCCAGGCGCUGGCAUUGGAAGGAAAAGCUCUCGCAAGCCGCCGAAGUCUGUGAGGGUUGUCGAGACUCUCAAUACUGAGCAUGUUGUGGAUGGGCCCAUAGAUGAUGGUCAUGAUUCCAAUGAAGUUUUGACUGUGACGAAGGUCAAUCCCAACAUGUCCAUGAGCGAAGCUUUGGAGCAGAGUUCAACGAAGCGAGAAAUUUAUGCAGUCUCGACUGGACUCGCCCAGGACAAGCGUUUGGUUGGUGCCCUCGACUCAGCCUGCAAUAGAACGGUGACUGGACCCCAGUGGCUUCAGACCUUUUUGCAUGCUCUCCAUGAUGCUCCUCAAGAUGUGCGUGAUUUGAUUUCAAAGACUGAUGAAACUGAGACUUUCAAGUUUGGUGAUGGCGGAACUCAAGUUAGCCAUGAACGUUGGAGGUUGCCCAUGAUGAUUGGUGAUGUUUUGGUGUGCUUCAAUGUUUCCAUAGUCCCUGUGCCUAGUCUUGGACUUCUCCUUGGCCGUGAUUUUUUGGAAACUUUAGGAGCCACGAUGGACUUUUCUCGGAAGAUCAUCAAGUUUGACUUCAUUGGUUCAGCUGCAAUCCACUUGAAGCAGUUGACUGCAGGUCAUUACCUGCUACCAUUGCUGCCUCAAGCGUGGAAGCGUGUGGGCCCUCAACGUUGGAGAAAGUUUGGCAUAGAUGGAGUAGUUGAACUGCAGUUGUCAACACGCAAAUGGUUGGAUCAAGACCUGCAUGACUUGUCCUGCAGCAACUUCCUUUACGACUCCAUCCUCUACGACAUCUUUGACUUCGAGAUCUUCAGCAAAAUGGACGCAAGAUCCCGUUGGCACCUUUCUGGGUUGCACUUAUGGCUUGUGCGGCAUCCUGGUCUGCGACAUCUACCGUGUCCGUACCCAGCUGUCGGCAACCUGGUCCAGUGGCAGAAGCAAGCAACUAUGAUGGUGGAGAAUGGCAUUCUGCCAGCCGCGGCGCUUCGAAAGGCCUUGGCUGCAAAGAGCUUCAAUGUCCAAAACUUCCAAGACGCGAUCCAGCUGAGAAACCGCUUCGGCAUCAAGAUGAGCUUCUUGGAGGACCCGCUGCUCGACGGCAUGAUGGCUGGGAAGGCCGUGGCGGGACUUGCAUCUCAAGUCAAGCGAGAUGCCAUGAAAGAGGCCAAGGCGAAGGCAGACUUGGCGCUGAAGAAGGGCCAGGCAGAAGACGAGGCGAGGGCGAUGAUUGGUCCCCGCGGAGGUCUUCCAAGCCUUCGCCAAGAUUUGGUGCGACUGACAGCUCUUGUGAAGGUCCCCAUCAACGAGAAGAUGACAGUGCCUCAGCUAAAAGAUGCAGUUCGACCAACAGUCGAGUUGUUGAAGGUUCAGCCCAAAACUGCAUCAACGGCAAGGUCAUCUCAGGAGGUGGUUCCAAAACAAACCAUGAAGCAGGUUCAGCCACCACCAGCCAUGAAGUCUGUUCCGCAACAAGAUGUUCACAAGUACUUGAUGGAGCAACAACAGAAGUUUCAAGAAACCAUGCUCAAGCUGGGCGUGUCGGCCGAGCAGUUUCAUCAGGCCAGCCUUUCAGGAACGUAUCGACGAAGCGAUGGCAAGUGGCUAUCAGGAUCUUCAGGAUGGGGAGUGGGCCAUCCGACGGGCGGCAGCGAACGGCCCUCUGACGGUGGACAUGACCGUGUACGACAACAUGGUGAAUUUGGACGAUUGAAUGACGCGGAAGCCUUUGAGAUCAGACAAGAUCUCAAGAGAGGCCAAGCAAAGCUGAUUGCGGAUGCUUGGAACAAGCACAUGGCAGACUGCAAGAAGGUUUCCGCUGGUUUCAAGGAUGUCAGAGAGAUCUUGGAGGUUGAAUUUGAGAAGGAGAUGCAAGAUCUUUGUGCAUGCGGUGGACCUUACAUCUUCCUUGAAUCGAACCUCGCCCAUGACGAGUUCGAAGCCACAACGUUUGAGUCCAUCUUUGAGUCCUUUGAGAUCACAGUCGAGCUCUACGUCCCAAAGAAUGACAUCGUCCCUGAGAACCACAAGACCCUUGAAGAGACCUAUGUCACUUGCUGGCACUUUGGAGCGCGCGCGUGGUUUGAGCACUAUUCCCUUGACGAGGAGUUCGACAAUUGCUCGCUCUCUGCAGCGUCCGAGCGCUUCAUGAUUGACGAGAAGUUCGGCACUUGCUCACCCUUUGGAGUCUACACCAACACGCAGCGUGUCAUGAACGAAGCAGCAAAACGUGGGCAUCGUGUUGGAACCCCAAUGAGCUUGGAGACUGGUUGGAAUUUUCUGAUACCUGAACAUCGAGAAGAAGCCAAAGAAAUCAUCAAGAAGGAGAAACCCCUCUUCCUCAUGCUGGCGUUUCCUUGUGGCCCUUUCAGUCCUUUGCAGCGAUUGAAUCCGUCACCUAUGCAUGAGGAGAACUUGAAGAACGGCAGAAUCUUGAUGGACUUUGCCAUUGAACUGGCGCAAAUUCAACUUGAUGGAGGACGGCACUAUGUGAUGGAAAACCCGCGUCCUAGCGGCGCAUGGAAGGAACCUUCAAUGAUGCGGUUCAUGGAGUCCAGCUUGGCCUCCACAGUCACUUUUGAUCAGUGUCGACUUGGUUUGCGAAGUCGAGGCGGUGGUCUUCAUCGAAAGGCAACGCAGUUGGCAUCUUCGAGCCCUACGGUGACUUCGUCCUUGGAGAAUUGUCGGUGCACGCGCACUCAUGUUCAUGAUCCUGUGAUCGGUGGGAAGGCAGUGACGGAACGUGCUGGUCACUAUCCCAUCCGAUUGGCCAAGCGGCUGGUCAUUGGCAUGGAGAGGCAGUUCAAUGAGGAGGCAUUGAAGAGCUCUGAGGUGUUGGCGGUUGGUCCUGGAGAAGAAGAUGACUUCCCAGCUUCGGCAUUGCCGAUGUUUGACUCCGAUUCUGAAGUUGAAGAACGUGUGGUCCCCGCCAUCGAUGGCAAGAUUCCUGCGUCAGUUAGAGCUCUGAUUGCUCGUUUGCACAACAACACCGGCCAUCGAAGCAAUAAACGAUUGGCCAGGGCUCUGACUCUUUCAGGUGCUCCUUCUGAGGUCAUUCGGGCGGCAAAGGAACACAAGUGCAGUGUUUGCAUGGAGAGAGUUCCUCCCCGUCCUCAACGACCAGCUUCACUGCCUGAACCUCGCGAUGUUUCAGAUCAAGUUCAUUGUGACUUAGUUGAAGUCUAUGAUGCAACUGGACAGAAGUUUUUCAUCAUCCAUGCCACAGAAUUCUGCACUCGUUUUCAGCUUGGUCAAGUUUUGGAGCGUAGGACUGCGGAUGAUGUGAUCAACUUUUUUCGUACAGUUUGGCUUCCUGUUUUUGGCCCCAUGCGGACUCUGGUGUGUGACCAAGCCAGGGAGUUCAUAUCCCAUGCCUUCCAAGAUUUUUGCUCUGAGCAAUCUGUGUUGCUUUGGCACAUUGGCGUUGGUGCCCCAUGGCAGAAUGGAAUAGCAGAGAGGUCAGGUGGGAUAUUAAAGGCUGUAUUGGGUGCUACAGUGGUUGCAAACUCAGUCGUAGGCAAGGACGAUAUGGCCGUGGCGCUUGGAGAAGCCUUGUCAGCUUACAACCAUGACAUCAAUGAAUCUGGUGUUUCUCCAGCCCAAGCGGCACUUGGAAAAGCUCCACGACUUCCAGGUGACGUGCUGAGUGAUGUGCAGAGUCGAUUGGCUGAGCAUGAUUUGGUUAGCAACAACCCUUCAUUUGCAAGGCAGUUGGCACUGCGGGAAACGGCAAAAGUCGCAAUGACAAGACUGCAUUUCAGUCGUGGCCUUAGAAGGGCAGAAUUAGCACGAAGCAGAAAUCCCACCAUUGAGAAUGAGCCGAAUCCUGGUGAGAUUGUUUACUUUUUCCGUUUCCAGAAGUACAACUCAAAGCACAGCCAAAAUCGACGUCGGUUGUCACUGAAGAGGUGGCAUGGGCCUGCACUUUUAGUUGCCAUUGAAAAGAGUUCCGAUGGCAGCAAUGGAGCGAAUGCCUACUUGUCCUUCAAGGGCCAGUUGACCAAGUGCAGCAUGGAGCAUGUGAGAAAAGCCUCGCCCUUGGAACAGAUCGCCUCUGAUGUGUGGAAAGAUGCUAUUGAAGAUGUCAUCAGCCAGGCGAUGCAUGAUUUGACCAUCAGUGGUUUGCCCAGUGAUGGUAGAGCUGAUCCGGCUGGCGGUGGUGGAAUUAUACCGCAGUCGGCUGGCGGUGAUGGACUUAUACCGCAGCCAGCUCAACAUGCAGUUGCAGGUGAACAAUCAAGUGGUGAAGUCAGUGGCCCUGGACUUAUGGCCGAAGACUUACCUCCAGUCCAGCCUCAAGAGUUGAUUGGUGCUGUUCAAGCGAGCGUUGAGCCCUCAAUUCCUUCUGUGGUUGGAACCUUGUCCAGAAGGCAGUCCUUGGAGGCCCCUCUUCCACCAACACCUACUCCUUCAACGCCUAGGAUGACUCCUGUGGAUUCCUCAAGGACGACAACAAGCAGAGCUCCCAGACUUCAAAGGGCACUCAGUCAUGCUCGUGCCAUUUCAGCCGAUGUGGAGGAAGGUGGCGCCAAGAGGCCUGCGAGUGUUGGUCCUGAACAACUUCGGUCUGACACCCGCUCUGCGUUUGAAGCUCCUGAAGCAUCUUCUCAAGCUGCUGGUUCUUCAGCGGCUCAUGACGCCUUGGUCAUUGGCAAAGAGGAUGUGAUGUCUGUGCUGAAUGUGGAUGCAGAGAAGGUUCAUCCCUUGGUGCGUCUUCAUGCUGAAGCCUGUGCCGAUCGACUCCAACCUUUAGACAGCCAUGUUCGAGACCAUGGAACUUGGCGUGGUGACUGGGAUUUUCCGUCUCAGUUGGAGUGGAACAUUCGGCAGAAGUAUGGUCUGACUUGGCCAUCGGGCAAUGAUGAUAUCAAUGAGGCCAUGGCAGUGCAGACAGCUCGUAAAGAGUACUUUUGGCACAACAUGAAUGCCAAGCAGAAGUUGGCUUUUGAGAAAGCAGCUGAAGCAGGUUGGAACGUUUGGGUGACCAAUGAUGCAGUUGAGGUCUUGUCUGACCGUGAAGCUAGCAAGAUUCGCAAUGACCUCAAGUCCAAGAAUGAAGACUGCAAAAUCCUCACGCCUCGUUGGGUGUUCACAGACAAGCAUGAUGGUUUGAGAACCCCCACCAAUAACCUGGAGUUGAAGGCAAAUGCUAGAUUGGUCGUGCCUGGAUUCAAGGAUAUUCUGGCCUAUGCAAUUCGCAAAGAUGCUCCGACAGCCAGUCGAACAAGUCAGCAUCUGACCUUCACCCUGACUGCAGCUUACUUCAAAGACUUUGGUUGGAGGCUUUUGUCAGUGGAUGUGAAAAGCGCCUUUCUCAACGGUGACCGCUAUCUUGCAGGAACGCGUGAGCUCUUCAUACAGAAUGUGAAGAACAACCAUGGCGAGCCUCAAUUGCCUUUCGGCCGCUUUGGCCUUGCUCGUGUCAAAAAGGGCGUCUUUGGUCUGAGUGAUGCGCCGAGGCAAUGGUAUUUGCGUUUGCACCGAGCUCUGACAGAGCGUGGUUGGACAAGAAAUCCUAUGGAUGCAGCAUGCUGGAUGCUGUGGGAGAUCGAUGAGAAAGGCAACUCUGUUUUGCUUGGUGUGGUGCUUUCACACGUCGAUGAUUUGCUAUGCGGCGGCAGUCCUCGUGCUCGCGAGAGCAUCCUGUCCCUCGAGAAAGAGUUGGGUUUUGGCAGCAUUGAGCAUAACUCUUUCAAUUACUGCGGCAAGAAGGUGUCUCAAGAUGAACAUGGAGUCAUUCAUGUGACCAUGCCGGAGUAUCAUGCCAACCUUCAACCAGUGAAUGUUCCUGUGCAUCGAAAGAAGAACCCCGAUGCUGAGUUGAACGAUGCAGAGAAAAAGCAGCUGAGAGCCAUUUUAGGCUCACUUCAAUGGUUGGUUGCUCAAGUUCGAGUGGAUCAGGGUUUUGCCUUGUCAACCUUGCAGGGAGAGAAGCCUACGGUGGGCACACUGAUGAGGGCGAACCUUUUGGUGAAAACCUUCAAGGCUUCAGGCAGUUUUGGUUUGCGUUUUAGGCCUAUGUCACUGGAGAAUGCAGGAAUCAUGGUGGUUUCUGAUGCGUCCCUGGGCAACGUAAACAAAGAUGGUAGCACUGCAGGUGAUGUCACAACAAAGGUCUUUAGUCAGGCUUCCUAUGUGGUUUUGAUCGCAGAGGAAAAGAUGAUGCCCGGUGAAUCAGGCAAAUUCUGCUUGCUGGAUGCGAGGAGCCAUCGUCUUCAGCGUGUAUGCAGAUCGACUUUCAGUGCUGAACUUUUGGGCACUGAAGAGGCCUUUGACGUGGGGCAAUACUGUCGUGGUUUGGUUGCUUCCUUGCGAGGCUACCCUAUGGCGGUGAGGCAUGUGGAUUCCAUUUUGGAGGCGAUCCCCAUGACCGUGGUUGUGGAUGCGAAGGACGUCUUCGAUAAGUGUCUCUCAGAUACGCCAAGCUAUGGAUCGCAGAAGUCACUGGCUUUCACAGUGGCGUGGAUCCGAACCAUGUUGCGCCGUCCCAACACAAGUUUGCGUUGGACCUCCACCGAGAAUAUGUUCGUGGAUGGCGGCACAAAGGAAAUGGAUUUGGAGCACAUGCGUGCCAUCCUAGCUGCUGGUGAAUGGUGUCCGAAGUACACCACGAAGUUCAUCAAGCAGGUUGCGAAGAGCUGCAAGCAGCGGGCCUUGACAUUGACGAGCUCUACAGCGGAGCUUCCUGGGCAGCCUUUGAGUGAGAGUCAUGCGGUUUUUCCAUAUCUGCAUCGGCUGAGUGAAACUCCCGGUUGGCAUUUUGAAGAUCGACUGGUAGUGCAGGUUGCUAGGAUCUUGGAAGAGCAGGUGCCUGUGAAGGAACUCCGUAGCUUGCAAGCCCCAAUAGGUUUUCCCUCAAAUCAUCGAUAUGUCCAAUACACCUCUCACAAGACAAGAUAUGGCCGGCAGGUAGCAUGCCCGCAUGGCAAGGAUGCCAAGGAUGCCAAGGAUGCCAAGGAUGAAGAUCAUCAGGAUCAGUAUAGGAAUAUCCAACAUUGUCACGCUCCCUUCGUUGCUGAUCCUGGUGAUCCCGCUCCGCAUGGAAGUUCCUUCGUGGCAGGCUAUGUUGCAAACAUGGAAGCGUAG
Molecule: messenger RNA, 9234 nt
Organism: Cladocopium goreaui
Lineage: Eukaryota; Dinophyceae; Suessiales; Symbiodiniaceae
Source: the annotation of a GenBank genome assembly